AACACGGAGGCGUAUACAAUAAUACGUUAAUACAACUAAUACAUGUGGUCAUAUUCAAGAAAAAGAGAAUUACCCAUAGGAAAUUCCACUCAGACUCAUUGCUCCCUCCUCUCCAAAAUCCCAAUUGCUAUUCAACCGAACGCAGAUAUUCCGCAGCGCUAUAUUCGUAUAUAUAAAAGGAUGGUUACACCGUCUGAUGAAUAUUCGAGUUAGUGUGUGACGAGUGACGAUAAACACAUUAUUCACACGAACCAAUUUCUUUCCCGAGUAUACUGUGACUUUUCAUCUAUGCGUUUUAUAUAGUCUUCUUGGGUUCACACCUAGAUUAGUAAUCGCGUCUAAACAAAAAACUGCUGUGCGAUGGAGUCAAGUAUAGCGGGAUCGUUCGAAAAUGGGGUAGUUUUGAUCACUGGAAGUACGGGGUUUUUGGGGAAAAUGCUUACGGAAAAAUUAUUAAGAUGUUGUCCGGUGAAUAGCAUUGCGAUUUUAGUUAGAGGCAAGAAAGGGCUUAGCGCCAGUCAACGGGUUGAGGAAAUAUACAAACAAUCUUUAUUUGAUCGACUUCGUAGUGAAAAACCAGACUUCACAGAGUCAAUCAGAAUCAUAGAUGGACAUUUAGAAGAGUCGUCCAUGGAUUUAUCGUCUUCGGACCGAGAGUGGUUGAUAGAGAACGUGAACUUUGUUUUUCAUUGCGCGGCUACGAUUAAAUUCAACGAACCUCUUGAACUGGCGUCGAAAAUAAACAUCCAAGGCACUGAAAAUGUAAUGAAAUUAGCAUCCCAAAUGAAGAAUCUCAAGGGUUUUGUGCACGUAUCAACAGCUUAUUCGCAUUGUCCGAGGAGUGAAAUCAAAGAAGAAUUUUAUAAUGUUCCAAUAACGGCUAAAGAACUAAAAAGUGUGUUUGUUGAUGAGGAAUCUUGCUUAAAAGUUCUGGAUGAUUGGCCCAAUACGUACACUUUCACAAAAGCAAUCACGGAAAACAUGAUACUCACAAAUGGAAAUCACUUGCCGAUAUCAAUAUUUCGUCCAUCAAUCAUCGGAUGUACAAAAUCUGAACCGGAACCUGGCUGGUUGGAAAACAUGAACGGGCCGACAGGUCUGGUUACCGGAGUCAUGGUUGGAUUUUUAAGGACGGUACCAAACAUCGGGAGCAAUAUAACAGACAUUAUCCCGGCCGAUUACACCGUCAACGCGUUGAUUAGCGUCAUGUGGGAUACAGUUAACAGACACAAACAGUCAAAUGGUGUAUCCUUCGAAGAGCCGAAAAUAUAUAAUUACGUUUCUUGUGUCGAAAGCCCUUUGACGUGGGGUAGGUACAUCAGAGAGAUGCACGAUCAAUAUUAUGUAGCUCCACCUUUGCAAUCGAUGUGGUACGGCUUUUAUAUUUUCUAUACGAAUUUAAUAAUCGGAAGUAUUUUGAGAUUUUUCUUACACCGAAUACCGGGCGCGUUUAUGGAUUUGAUGUUGAUUUUGUGCGGUAAAUCACCUAAAAUGUUGAGAAUGUAUAAGAAAACAGAAAACAUGAUUGAUUUACUUUAUGAUUUCGCUACAAAACAGUGGACAUUUGACAAUAGUAAUUCAAGAGAAUUGUGGUCUUCGUUAAGUAAAGAUGAUCGCGAAAUGUUCCAAUUCAGCUUAGAGGACUUUGAUUGGAAAUCAUAUAUAAAAAGCUAUUAUUAUGGGAUUAGGAGACAUGUACUGCACGAAGACUUGAGCAACGUAGAAAAAGCAAAGUCGAAAAAUCAACAGUUAUUAUGGCUGCAUUGGUUGUCUAUGGUACUAAUUACUUCCGCCAUGCUACAUUUGUGUUGGACGCUUGUAAAAUAUUUAUUUUGAUGAAAAAUUAUUAUUAUUAAUUUUAUCAAAAUUAUUUGAACUUUAAACUUUUAUGUGAAAAAAAAUGUGUUCAUAUAAUAAUUAUAUAUUUAAUUUAAGAUGAGAAAAAUUUAUAUGAAAUGAUUGAAAUGAUAUUUUACAUUUUCAAAGUUUUUGAGCGAGUUAAAAUCUUUUCUACAAGACUUGAAAUUUCAAAUGAUUGUUAUUACAAUUCUAUGAUGUUGAUCUCAUUUUAGCUCUGAAAAAAUUAUGGCAAAGUUUAGUUUAAAAGAAAAUGGAAAAGUCAUUUUAAAUCAACUUCAUUAUUCAUUAAUAAACAAUUAUAAGUAAUAUUAAUUUUUAUAUUAAUCUUAGUAUAAUAAAUAAAAUAAGUUUUCUAGUUAUUGUAUAUUAUAUGAGUAUUAUUAUAGUGUUAUGCACUAUUGUAUUGAGGGCUCAGCCCGUCAAGUAUUAACAAAAUAAAAUACAAUUACGAAUUCGAA
This is a messenger RNA of Aphis gossypii (cotton aphid), 2318 nucleotides long. RefSeq names its product fatty acyl-CoA reductase wat-like. The transcript is spliced from 8 exons. Gene Ontology annotation, molecular function: alcohol-forming very long-chain fatty acyl-CoA reductase (NADP+) activity. Gene Ontology annotation, cellular component: peroxisome. The coding region runs from base 361 to 1836 and encodes 491 amino acids. Lineage: Eukaryota; Metazoa; Arthropoda; Insecta; Hemiptera; Aphididae. The record is from RefSeq and is a predicted model, not a curated record. Gene Ontology annotation, biological process: long-chain fatty-acyl-CoA metabolic process.